Molecule: messenger RNA, 1698 nt
Organism: Fusarium graminearum PH-1
Lineage: Eukaryota; Fungi; Ascomycota; Sordariomycetes; Hypocreales; Nectriaceae
Exons: 4
Coding region: 1-1698 (565 amino acids)
Biological process (GO): carbohydrate transport; transmembrane transport
Cellular component (GO): membrane
Molecular function (GO): carbohydrate:proton symporter activity
Source: RefSeq, a predicted model, not a curated record
AUGUUCGGCUCGGGGAAAUCAUCCUCUUCGGACAAUGGUAGUAAAGAUGAGAUAGUCCUCCUACCUGUUCAGUCCAAAGCUAUCCUUCGUGUCACCGAAAUCGAGACAAAGGUUCACGACCCAGAAGGCAACCAAGUCCCCGUCAUCCAAGAUGCAUCCACCGCUUUCGACCUUCCAGAGAACCACCCCAACAAUAACGCUGUCGAGAUACUAUGGCUUCCUCGUGGAUCACACAGUUCCGACGACACAGGCGAGAAAGUGCGUCGUGCGCUCAAUAACGAAAAGGACAUGACCAUCCUGAGUUGCUGUAGGCAAUUCCCCAAAGCUAUCUUCUGGUCUUUACUUCUCUUCCUCACUGUCGUCAUGGAGGGGUACGACAAGAGUCUUGUUGCCGGGUUCGUAGCUUUUCCUGCCUUUCGAGAACGCUAUGGCGAGUUGUUUGAUACGCCGAACGGGCCACUCUACGAGAUCUCUCCGCUUUGGCAAACAGCACUGCAAGUGUCUGCCAUUGCUUGUGAAGUCAUUGCUCUUUGUGGUAUCUCAUGGGGUGUCAUUCAGACCCUCGCAGCCACAUAUGCUGCUGAAGUCGUACCAUCAGCCAUCCGAGCCUGUCUUCUCAGCAAUGUCAACAUGUGCUGGGUCAUUGGUCAGCUUCUCGGCACUGGUGUCUUACGAUCCCUGGUCCACAACGAAUCUGAAUGGUCUUACCGUCUACCGUUCGCUCUACAAUGGGCCUUUGCCAUCCCUCUUCUCAUUGGCAUCAUGUUUGCGCCGGAAAGUCCUUGGUGGCUUAUCCGUCGUGAGCGCAAAGUCGAGGCCAGACACGCUCUUCAGCGCCUCACCAAGCAAUCUCAGCUUGAUAUCGAUGAUACCAUUGCUGUCAUGGAACAUACCAAUCGCAUUGAACGCAAGCUCAACUACGGCGGCUCAAGCUAUUUAGACCUGUUCAAAGGUGCAAACCUACGUCGUACCGAGAUCUCGUGCAUGGUCUGGUCCGUCCAAGCUCUUUGUGGCUGGAUCCUGACUGGCUAUGCACCUUAUUUCCUUGAACAAGCCGGCUUUGACUCUUCCAAGUCAUUCAGCUUGUCCACCGGCAUGUACGGAAUGGCCUUGGUUGGAGGUAUCAUCUCUUGGUUCUUGCUGUCUCAUAUCGGUCGUCGUAAGCUGUAUCUUGCUGGCCUCGGUGCCGCCGUCGUCAUGCUUACCGCUGGUGGUGUUGUGUCGAUUGUGCUCGAUGGUAAAAAGGGUCUCAAUUGGGCACUCGGAGCAAUCCUCAUCACAACAACCUUUCUUUACAACCUCAGCAUCGGUCCAACAUGCUACGUCAUCGUUGCCGAGAUUCCGUCAACCCGUCUGCGCGUCAAGACCAUUGCUCUCGCACGUGUCAUUUACAACAUCUUCAUGAUCAUCAAUAACGUGGUGGUUCCUCAGAUGCUGAACCCAACUGCAUGGAACAUGCAGGGCAAGUCGUGUUUUGUUUAUGCCGCCACGGCUUUCCUUUGUUUCCUGUACUGCUAUUUCCGUCUACCAGAGACUCAGGGUCUGUCUUACCUCGAGCUAGACAUGUUGUUUGAGAAGGGCGCACCAACAGCCAAGUUUAAGGAGUUGCAGCAGAGGUUAGCCAACUCAGCCUAUCUGACUGUGGAUCGAGCCGAGCGUAUGAGGAAUGCCUGGCAUGGUUGGCUCACGUACUCUUAA